This is a messenger RNA of Anolis carolinensis (green anole), 3597 nucleotides long. It is a transcript of the gene abhd4, whose product is annotated as abhydrolase domain containing 4, N-acyl phospholipase B. The record is from RefSeq and is a predicted model, not a curated record. Bases 275 to 1306 code for a protein of 343 amino acids. The transcript has 7 exons. NCBI's taxonomy places the organism in Eukaryota, Metazoa, Chordata, Lepidosauria, Squamata, Anolidae. Gene Ontology annotation, biological process: lipid homeostasis; phosphatidic acid biosynthetic process. Gene Ontology annotation, cellular component: mitochondrion; lipid droplet. Gene Ontology annotation, molecular function: phosphatidylcholine lysophospholipase A1 activity; lysophosphatidic acid acyltransferase activity.
UCGCUCCUCGCUCCAAUCCCAGCCAGAGGAGGGAGUCCGGAGCGGGGAGGCCCUCUUUCGGAGGUUCCCUGCCUCCGCCCUUCCCCUUAUGUAACCCCGCAGGAAGGUUACACAACCGGCCUUUCCCAGCCCAGCCUCCCCCCAUUCUUAAAAUGCAAGCCCCGCCCCCUUCCCGGCAGCUCCGCCCCGCCCCCACGUUCUAAUCCCGCCCCUUUCUUUUUCAACCCCGCCUUUUCUGAACCAGCUGUUGUGAUGUAUUCCUUCUUGGGGAGCCAUGGAGGAAGACCUUGAGCAGGCGUCCCAAGGUUGGUUAGGGGGCUGGCUCCCUGCCUGGCGUCCUACCUCCAUGUCGCACCUCAAGAAUGUAGAAGCUCGGAUCCUCCAGUGCCUCCAGAACCGAUUUGUGACCCGGUAUGUCUCCCUUCCCAACCAGGCCAAGGUCUGGACGGUGUCCCUUUCUCCAGAAAGGGGCAAAGGGCGCACUCCGCUGGUGAUGGUACACGGUUUUGGCGGAGGCAUUGGGCUCUGGAUCCUCAACUUAGAUUACCUAAGCAACCAUCGUCCUGUCCACGCUUUCGACCUCCUCGGCUUUGGACGCAGCUCCCGGCCCCGCUUCUCCCGUGACGCCCAAGAGGCCGAGGAGGAGUUUGUCAGCUCCAUUGAGUCCUGGCGUAAGGAGAUGGGCAUCCCCAACAUGAUUCUGCUCGGCCACAGUCUUGGGGGCUUCUUGGCUGCCUCCUACAGCUUGCAACACCCAGAGAGAGUGAAACAUCUAAUCCUCGUAGACCCCUGGGGCUUCCCAACACGACCAACUGACCCCGCUCAGAUCCGUACCCCUCCAACCUGGGUCAAGGCUGUGGCAACUGUGCUGGGACGGUCGAACCCUCUGGCUGUGCUGCGGGCAGCUGGACCGUGGGGUCCUGGACUAGUGCAGCGCUUCCGUCCAGAUUUUAAGCAGAAGUUUGCCGAUUUCUUUGACGAUGAUACCAUCUCGGAAUACAUCUACCACUGCAAUGCUCAAACACCCAGUGGCGAGGCAGGGUUUAAGGCCAUGACAGAGGCGUUCGGCUGGGCCCGACGUCCCAUGCUGGAGCGCAUCCACCUGGUUCGCCGCGACUUGCCUAUCACCCUCAUCUACGGUGCCAAUUCCUGGAUUGAUACCAGCACUGGGGAGAAAGUCAAGGACCUGCGACCAGAAAGCUAUGUUUGUGACAUAGCUAUUCCGGGUGCCUCCCACCAUGUCUACGCCGACCAGCCCCAUGCUUUCAAUGCUGCUGUGGAACAGGUCUGUGACUCUGUUGACUGACUGCACCUGGGCCAGAAGAGGAAAGUUGAGGGAUCCUUUUCUGCAGGUCCUUCUCCACGGAGCCCGGUUGCUGGAAUGCACACAAGACACUCAGGCUUCCCAAGGAGCAGAAACACCAGCUCCUUGAGAGUCAGUUGCCACUUGGUCUUGGAGCAUACCUUUACCCACUUUCUUGCUUGAUUUCCCCCUGAAACUUUAUUCUACUUAAAGGUUGCAGGCCGCCUGUGUUGGGUUAACCUAGACUCAAAUUGUUUUAUUUUAUCCCAGUAUCAUCUUGAUUUGCAUUACACUGCCUCUACUUUCAGCAUCUUGCCUCUUCUGAACUGUCCAAGCAUUGCUUUCCUCAUAACCACCUUUCAUAGUCAUUUUUCCUCUCCACUUUCUUGGCUGUUGGUGCUUACUAUUUGAUUUCAAUCCCUGCUACAUAACUUGCUGUAUUCUUGCACCAGUGAAAGCUAAUUUUAUUUUUGCUGUUAAGUGGGCUACAUGAUAAUCAGUGCAAAAAUGGUGGGUGUUUAACACCUGACAUCUCUUUUGGGAGGCCAUGGGGUGCAGAGGUUUUUUUUUUUGUUCUUGUAGAAGUUGCUUUUGCUGAUCUGGUUAGCCAAAACCAGCUUGGUUUGAGAAGCUGGAAGGAGUGUGAUAGUUUUUCUUUUUGGCAAAUUGCAUUGUUAAUCUCAAUUAAGUCUAGGAAAUGGCUUGGACUGGGGAUGAUGGUUUGCCCUUCCUUCCUGUCUCUCUUUCUCCCCUAACCCUCCCCCUCCAAACUUCCCAGAGGUCACCAGUCAAGCACAGUAUCCUCUUGAGUGUUUGUUGGUGGACAGUUACAUCAAGCUUGUUCCCCAGUGGAAGAACAUUAGCAGAAUAUGGCAUGGAGAUGACAAGAGAGUCUUAGCCAUUGUGUGCCAACAUGAAAGGCUGCCCAUGGCUUUUGUUGUUAGACUCCAAAGGAAGAUGACAAAAGCUUCAAGUGUCAUGGAUCUGGGAUGGAGCAAGACAGAAAUCUUGAUCUCUAGCUUUCACCUGGGGCCAAAAUGACAGAAAGAGCAGCAGUGAUUCAAGCAUGUUGUGAUGGCCCACCAGAUCCUUCCUAAGCUAGUGAAAGACCAGAGAAGCUUGAGAUCCUGGAAGCCAUUGCAUGUCCCUCUAAGACAGUGGUUCUCAACAUGUGAGUCCCAGGUGUUUUGGCCUACAACUCCCAGAAAUCCCAGCCAGUUUACCAGCUGUUAGGAAGUUGAAGGCCAAAACAUCUGGGGACUCACAGGUUGAGAACCACUGCUCUAAGAUAAGAGUGCAAAUUACAUCCCUCCAGGUGUUCUUGAAAUCCCACAAGCUCCAAUAUGCAUAGCAAAUGGUUAAUAAUGCUGGGAGCUGCAAUCCAACAACAUCUGAAGGAUUACACUUCACUCACCUAUGUUCCAAAAGAUGGAUUCCCUGGCCCAACGGAGGCAAGGACACAUUAACAUUAUAUUCUUCAUUACACAUAGGCAUACCAGCAUUUGAGUGUCUUGGAGACACAACCAUUUCUGCCAACUCCUAUGUAUAAGGGAGGAUAUAUGGUAUCUGUGUUGUCUCUUGGGGUGUGGAUUCCAUGAUUAAAACACACAAUUCUGGUGGAUUUCAACACGCGCUCUACAUAGUUCACUCUGGCAAAUGUAGGUGGCAGUAACAUUUUAGUAGAUCUCAAAACUCUAGUAACUUUUCUUGCUAGGACAGAUGAAGAAUGUUUGCAGUAUGUAAACAUUUGGAGGACCUCUUCUGGUGUGGUUUCUCACUGCCCCAUCUAGUGGUGGCAAAGGAAGACUCUCAUGGAGGCGGGCUUGUGGCUGAGUCUCCAUAGUUAUCUCAUGUUGUUUAUUGCCAUCUGAGAAAUACACCCUUCUAUCACGUUGGCACCGCACAGUCUGUACUAAGUGCCGCGUUGGUUGGGGAAACCCCCACAUAAUGCUUUACUUUGAUUGCUAAUUUAUAAAUAUUACUUGUUUUGUACCCUGGGCUGUGUCCCCUACUACAGGAGACUUUGGCUGAGGUCAGAGGAGAUGUGAUUAAUGGAGGCACCAAAAGAUUUGUCCCUAACUCCUGGGUGUGUUUGGGAGUUACGGCUUUUUCCUUUCUUUGGUAAAGUGUGUGUGCAUUGGUUCUGUGGUGCCAUAUUAAUGCCUCCUCUAACAUGGGAUAAGGGAGCAUGUUUGCUUCCUUCUCUGAAUCCCCUGCCUUUGUGGUGCUUUCUAUAAAACUUACCUUGGUUUGUACUAAAUUUUGUAUGUUUAAUAAAGUGAUUGGUCUAAGAA